UGCCUUGCCGUUCCCCUGACUAGCGCUACGAAGUUCCGGCUCAGGUCUCCUACCUCGAGCUGUACGGCGAGCGGUAGCAUCGGAGUCGAGUGGAGCUGGUCAGGUGAGAGCCUCGCAGACGCCGUCUCACACGCGAGCCCGGCGGAAGCUGGCCCGCGGUUGGCGAGGACCGGGCCUGCUGAGGGCAAGGAGAGCGCGACCCGAGGCUCAGUCCCUCCCCCUUGUCCGCAGGAUGAUCACGGACGUGCAGCUGGCCAUCUUCGCCAACAUGCUGGGCGUGUCGCUUUUCUUGCUUGUGGUUCUCUAUCACUGUGCAGUCAACAAUCCCAAGAAGCAGGAAUGAAAGUAGCGCUUUCCUUCCUCGCCCCAGGUAACGGUCCGUGGCAGUAGCGCCCAGGCCCCAGAGAGCUGAGUGGUGAGGCCGCGCCAGGGCCUGCAGACUUAGGAACUUGAAGUCAGAACGAGUCUAGCCAAGCUUAGUCCCAGAACCGGGCCCCUUUGUUUUGCACUCUGUACACUGCCUUGAAACACUGCUUCUUUCCCCUAAACGGCUUCCUACUACAAUGAGGUGGGUUUCCGGAUCCUACUCAGGCUCCAGUUUUGAGGUUCCCAGUAGAUAGAGUGGCAGGUUAGAAGGAGUCGUUGACACCAAUACAAACAAAGGCGCCGUAACUGUGCCACCCAAGUGUGGGAUAACGGUCCCAAGCCUCA
Arvicola amphibius (Eurasian water vole) is the source of this 711-nucleotide messenger RNA. It is a transcript of the gene Ost4, whose product is annotated as oligosaccharyltransferase complex subunit 4, non-catalytic. The record is from RefSeq and is a predicted model, not a curated record. Gene Ontology annotation, cellular component: oligosaccharyltransferase complex. Lineage: Eukaryota; Metazoa; Chordata; Mammalia; Rodentia; Cricetidae.